UCUCGGCCAUUUUUGUUGCGUCAACGUCAAGAGUGCGGCCAGGGGCCUCUCGUGCUUUCCUAGCAGUCACGCCAGUUGCCUCCGGGAUUCCUCCGUAUCGUGGUGCAGCGAGAGAAAGACUGUUCGGCACGCGCCGUUUUUCUUCGCUAAACUGACAAAGGAUCGUUCGAAUCGCGAGGCGAAUAACGAAACUAUCGUCUGACGAGGCGUAUAUAUCAAUCGCGAGACGACAAAGCAGAGGGACAAAAGAGGGACAGGAGACAGAGAAAGGAAGACAGAAAGAGACAGCGCGUUAAGGACGCGUUGGGAAUUUUUUUCGGCACGAGUGUGUGUGUGAGAGAGAGAAAGAGAAAAAACGAGCUAAAAGGGCUUCAAGCGACAGAGCUGCGAAAACUACGCACCGAGGCGGAGUAAUAUGAGUAAUGCAGCCAACCAGAAUGGAUCAGGUCUAGAGCAGCAAUUAGCUGGUCUGGACUUGCAGGGCUCCCGCCAACCAAGUGGGGGCCGCUACGUCCCACCGCAUCUUCGUCAUAAAGCUGCGAGUAAUCUACCCUCGGAUUUAAAUUACUCUUCUAACUCAAGAUCGUUUGGUGACAGAGGGGGAGAUCGAGAUCGCGAUCGAGAAAGAGACCGUGAUCGAGAUAGGGGUAGGGCCGGUUAUCGAGACUCGCGGAGUCCUCGCGAUAUCGAUUUUGCAAACUUCGGGAGCUUUGGCGGGCGCAAUAGGCGCAAUCAGGAAAAUGGAAGAGAUUAUAGAUACUCCAAUUCCGAACGCGAUCGACCAAUUAGCGGCAACGAUCGUUGGCAGGAGCCUAUUAGAAAUGAUCGCUGGCAAGACAACAGAAAUGACAGGAUGGGUAGCAGCGGUAGAUGGGGCGACGAUAGAGGCGGCCGAGGCGGAAGAGGUGAGGUCGACUGGACAAUCCCCACUGCCAGGGAUGAGCGACUGGAGCUGGAACUGUUUGGUUCUGGCAAUACUGGCAUCAAUUUUAGCAAAUAUGAGGAUAUCCCAGUUGAGGCUACCGGAGAGAAUAUCCCACCACACAUCACAUCUUUUGACGAGGUUAAGCUGACAGAGAUAAUAAAGAAUAGUAUCGCCUUGGCAGGAUACGAUAAGCCUACACCGGUACAGAAGUAUGCGAUACCGAUCAUCAUCGAACGCCGUGACGUGAUGGCCUGCGCUCAAACUGGGUCCGGUAAAACAGCGGCCUUCCUAGUGCCAAUACUGAAUCAGAUAUACGAGAGUGGGCCACGACCGCCACCACCACAAGCGAACUCUUCUGGUAGGCGUAAACAGUAUCCGUUAGGUCUGGUGUUGGCCCCUACUAGAGAGCUCGCCACGCAAAUAUAUGACGAAGCGCGGAAGUUUGCAUACCGAUCGCGUAUGCGUCCUGCCGUUGUAUAUGGUGGUUCUAAUAUAGUAGAUCAAAUGCGUGAAUUAGAUCGUGGUUGCCAUCUACUCGUAGCGACACCUGGACGUCUGGUGGACAUGCUAGGACGUGGUAAAAUUGGCUUACACAAUUGCCGAUUCUUAGUUCUAGAUGAAGCAGAUCGUAUGUUAGAUAUGGGUUUUGAACCGCAGAUCAGACGUAUCGUCCAGGAGGAUAACAUGCCACCGACUGGAGAGAGACAGACUCUCAUGUUCUCUGCUACUUUCCCGAAGGAGAUACAAAUGUUAGCCAGAGAUUUUCUCAGUAAUUACAUCUUCUUGGCGGUUGGUCGCGUGGGAUCGACUUCCGAGAAUAUUACACAGAAGAUUGUAUGGGUGGAGGAACAUGACAAACGUUCAUAUUUGCUUGAUUUGCUACAGGCUAGCAACUUUUCAGAUCCUACUGCUGAAUCACUCACCCUAGUGUUCGUGGAAACUAAGAAAGGCGCCGACAUGCUUGAAGAAUACUUGGCCUCAAUGGGAUACCCGGUUACUAGCAUUCAUGGCGAUAGGACUCAACGCGAGCGGGAGGAAGCGUUACGUCGUUUUCGUGCGGGUAAAGCGCCGAUUUUGGUCGCAACUGCAGUGGCGGCUCGUGGUCUCGAUAUACCGCACGUCAAGCAUGUUAUUAAUUUCGAUUUACCUGGCGACGUUGAGGAAUACGUUCAUCGCAUUGGUCGUACUGGUCGUAUGGGCAAUUUAGGUCUGGCUACGUCAUUUUUCAACCAUAAGAAUCACAAUUUGGUACGUGAUUUGGUGUCUCUGCUUAUCGAAGCCAAUCAGGAACUUCCGCCCUGGUUGGAUGACAUGUAUACCGAAGCGAGAUAUUCCGGAGGUGGAUCUCGGCGACCAGGCGGCGGCGGCGGCGGCGGCGGCGGCGGUGGCGGCGGCGGUGGCGGUGGCGGUGGUACCAAGGGGCGCUUCACUGGCGGUGGCUUUGGUGCAAGAGAUUAUCGUCAACAACCCAGUUCUGGAUCUGGUCGCAGCAAUGGACCCUCACGACCUGGUGGUUACGGAGGCGGUUAUUCAAAUUACGGAGGUAACUAUAAUAAUUCAUCGUACAAUAAUUCCACUAACAAUGGCAACAGUGGCCCUGACUGGUGGGGAGCAUGGGACAAGUAGACGAUUAUCUCCAUCUCUAUUUCUACUUCUAUCUCAUUAUUAUUAUUAUUACUCUACACGCAAAUUCAAUUAUAUGUAAGGGAGACACGACAUUUAUUAUGUCUGACACUACACGCACGUGUUUUGCGCGCGUAUACAUGUUACACAUGCGCAGAGUACAGACAGUUUCACGUAUAAUACGUAUUCACGUUUUCGCUGACUGCCUGUGCACUUCGAGUUUUUGGAUGAGAAGCAGAAAGAAUACUUACGUUGUUUAAAUUCCACUAUAUUACAUUUGUUCGUGAGCGCGACAUCGACAAAUCCUGCGUGCAAUCUAAUAUUCGCGCCGGUGGAUCGCCGGAGAAUAUUUCAAACGUGAAUGAUCUCACCAUAAAAAGUGCGAGUAUCGUAAAUAGGAUUUGUUCAACACUUAUUAGUUAAUAGAGAUCCAUCCAACAUUUCGUUGCCGUGCGUGCUGAGAAACACAAGUAGUAUAACCACUAACGAAUCAAAUCAGUAAAAUCGUUAGUUCCUAUUCGAAGGGAAUAACGAUAUAACACAUAGUAGCUGGAAACUUAGUAAAAUUUUUAGAACUCCUGUCGAGAUUAUGGGGCUCAUCGUAACUUUAUUAUUUACAUUUUUUUUUUUUUUAAUAGAGGGUACGGUGGGCGUAUCUUCGGUAAUUGUAGCGUUUAAAGUUUGACUAUCAUAAAACAUUUUAAUGCACAGAUACUUUAUUGCCUUUGCUAUCAUAAUGGCCAGUAGCCAAAGUCGUGCAGUUUUUGUUCAAAUGAAUGGCAUAAUUCUUUAUACAUGUACGUUUAUCGAAUGCCUAGGAUACGCCGAAUUACCGUUGCCAUAGAUUGUAUGAUAAUUCCUUAUUUUUUUUUCUUUAAUUUGCUGUAGUUCAGCGACGAAUGGUACUUUGUUGUUUUGCCGUCCCCAAAGACGAUAUUGCGCCGGCAAUAUUAUAUGGUUUACUCGAAUAAGCCACGUGAAUUUUUCGGGGAUCGAUGGUUCCGAGAGAAAGAAAGAAAGGCAACACAGGCUACGUCUUAAGAUACCUUUAGAAAUCUCACAUUUUGUUAUAGCCUGACAUGUAUAAUGAAUGUGUGUAUGUAUGUGUGCGUGUGUGUAUAUAUAUGAUACACAUACACACACACACACAUAUAUAUAUAUAUACAUAUAUAUAUACACACACAUAUACACACUUGAUAAUUCAGAAAAUUUCAAGACGGCGCUUACGCGAUUUACAACUGGCAAUUAUUUUCAUAAGUUAUUUUCAUAACUUCAGCCGUUACAGUGAGAUCUCGAUAUAUUUUAUAAUACAAUGUUGACAAAAAUUUUCUACAAUAUGUAAUAAUAGAUCUAGAUUUUGUUUAAAAAUACUUGUGUUUUCCAAUAAAAUUAUUUGCGACCUUUGCGCCGUCUUUCUUCCGAAGUUAUAAACAUUUGCAAUAAAAUGAAUAAAUUUUCCUUUGGGAAUAUUUGUAUGAAUAUGGAGAUUUCACUGUAUUCACACGCGGCUAAAUAUGCUUUUAGUGUAAAAGGCAGGUAAACUGUUUAUGUACCUGAGCUUGUGAGUAGUUCUACAGACAGAACUGCAUUGAUCCCACGUAGAAGCGUGCUUCUUGAAUAGCAUUUCUAAACGUAACAGAGACGUUGCCCUGCGAAAUUGGUGUGGCGCUUUAUAAAAAAGAAAUCUUAGUCUGCAGAAUGCGAAUGUGUGAGUGCUCAUGGAAGAUAAAUUAUAUUGAGACAGGUUAAAAAUACGGUUGCAGUUACAGAGGGAUAUUAAAACAAAGAGCAGAAGGAGAGAUGCUUUUGCAUUGAUAUAGUGGGCUCUACUUCAUUAAGAAAAAAGGGAGGGGGAAGGGGAAGAUAGAAAGCAAGCAUAAGCCUCCUGAGGGAGACACACGGGGCGCACUCGAUAUUAUUUUCUAGCUGUAUUUAUCAGUAUGAUAUGCGCGCGUUAUAUAUAUAAAUACAUAACACUAAAAUAAUUGAAAAACGACUGUGAUAUCAAACGAUCUUGUGACAUUCAAUUUCCAUGCGAAUUGAUGAACGAACAAUUAACGGAAUAACAAUAAAUACAAUAAAUGUGUAUUAAUUAAUCGGUAUUGAAUGUCGGGAAGGUAACUAGCUCAGUUGUUUGAGCUGAGAACACGAAUAUUAAGUCGUUAACAGUUAACACACUCAAGACAACGUGGCUGUUGUCCGAUCGGGGAGGGCUGAACGCUAGGCUCUUGUGGUCCUGGGGACCUUUCUAGGGCAUUGUUUCUGCUUAAAGUAACGCGCAUUAACGAUAUAUAGGUGACGCGAGUUCGCGAGUCAUUACCGGUUGAAUGAUGAUGAUAGUAGGAGCUUUAUAGAAUGUCGAUAUCGUUUCGUGCUAACACGUCGGGCGUUCUUGUCUAUCUAAUCUACUACGUGAGGGGAAAAAGUACAAAUUCGAUUUGCGUCACAACCGACAGGAUUUUUAGACAUGUCAUACUUAUACCUGUUAUAUUACUAGAUUUAAUAGUGCAAUUCGCGUGCGUGAAUCGUAUGCCGUGUGAUCGUGGACCAAGGUGUGAAUGCCUCUUUUACGAGGGAAUCGAAUAAUUAUUUCAUCUAGAGCAUUCAAGGGGAGUGGGAGGGUGGGGGAGGGAUAGCAUUUAACGAGGUAAAAUAUCAUUGGCUUCCGACCGUUGGGUGCGAGUGUUCUCAAAUUUUUAAUACGAUUCGUCAUCGAGGCUAUAUCGCGUCAGCUCUCGGAGGCUUUGCCAAGAAUGUUACACACUUAAGGAGAAUUCCUCGUAAAUGGCAACAAUCCACGUGCGCCGUGUCGUCGACGGCAGUCCAUUUCAUCUGUCAUCGAAGACGUGGAUAUUGCCAUAUCCACUUUCGUGUCUAUCAUUUCGCAAGGAAACUUGCGAUCGGUCCCGAGACUGAUGUCGCAUAACGCAGGCUUCUUGCGUCUCCUUUCCUAUUUUAUUUUAUGUUAUUUUAUAAAAAAAUGACGAGAGAAAAGGUAUCAAUAUAGAAUUUCGAUUCCAGAGAAGAAUUGAUUUUCGAACAAUUGUGUAAACGAAUUUAACGUACACGUAGACUCGAUACGAUUAACUCUUGGAUGCAUGAAGAAGAAGGUCUUUGAAGAAGGAGAUUUUCAGACCUUUUCUUUAUCGUAUGUAAUUCCCAAGAGGUAUCUCGCGUUGUCUUUUCAUCAAUAUUCGAUUUAAAAUUGAUCGAAAUCGUCUUUGCACGCUCCUACCGGAAGAGGCCACGCAUCCAAGGGUUAAAAGUUCAAUUGUGCUAUGAUGCGCUAGGCAUUCGCGACGCGUCGAUCGCGUGUUACGCGUUUUAAUCAGUCCUAUGCAUUUCGAAAUGAUACUUUUUGUUUGCAAUUUACAUGGUGGGCAGCGAUGAGAAGUAUAUUCGAAGCGGCGCGAUUUACCGAAUGCUGUUUUCGCAUAAUUGCGUUGUUUUCUAAUUAUAAUUUUCCCUUCAACACGCGCGAUCGCAUCCACGAUCGGUAUCGAUCAUCGAUUGGCAGAACAACUUUCGCUUUGUAUUUUCCGAAAAUCCGAGACACGUGAUGUCAAACUUCAGAAUUAUCGAAUGUUCCUGCAAGGAUAGUCAAAUGUCCACCGUGUAGUAAACUGACAUAUAUGUGUAAAUUAAAUGUACGGUACUAUGAUUUUUUUUUUUUUUUUAUAGUGUAUUAGCAUACUUAGAAGAAAUAGAGAAUGUUAUAACGAUUAUUAUUUAUUGAUCGAUUUAGUAUUUAUUUUCUACGUUUCGGAAGGUAAACAAUAAAUGUAUCUUCUGUACUGUACACGUACUUUUCGUCUCAUGUUUGGUCCUCUGAAGUAUAUCGGACGAGCAGCCUUAGGGGGAAAAAAAGAAACACUUUACGGAUACAAAUAUAAAGAACGGGAUAUAUGAUCAGACGAAAGAUUAAUUUAAAGAGCAUAGUGCGAAGAAAAGCAAAUGACGAAGGUGGAAAAGAAAACAAAAAAUGAGAGAGAAAGAGGAGAAGGGGGCUAACGGGCAUCAGGCAUUAUGGAUGAAUAGGCAUCAAAGGGAAAGAGAGAGAGAGAGAGAGAGAAAGAAAAAGAAAACAGAGGGAAAAGCGGCGUUUGACUGUGACUGCAAUCAUUACCGAAGGAUGAGGGAAAAUCCGCAAAGGAACACGUUGCACAUCGUAUAAAAUGUAAACGCGAAUGCGAUAUACUAUUAACGUCUGGCGACCGAGUCGCGGCGAAUUACGGAGAAAUUGUUCACGUGCAAGUAGUUUUGUAUUUUUUAUUAUUUUAUAUUAAGUGCGCGCGCGCGCGCGUCGAUCGGGAUAUUAAGUGCCCGACGACGCUCGUCGAGAGGAGGACCGGGUGCGCGUGCUGUUCUUCUUGCCAUCUCCCGGAUGAGAGCGUGGACGCUAACGGAGAGAGAACAAGGAAAAAAAAAA
Pogonomyrmex barbatus (red harvester ant) is the source of this 6977-nucleotide messenger RNA. It is a transcript of the gene bel, whose product is annotated as ATP-dependent RNA helicase bel. The record is from RefSeq and is a predicted model, not a curated record. Gene Ontology annotation, molecular function: nucleic acid binding; ATP binding; RNA helicase activity. Lineage: Eukaryota; Metazoa; Arthropoda; Insecta; Hymenoptera; Formicidae.